Molecule: messenger RNA, 895 nt
Organism: Verruconis gallopava
Lineage: Eukaryota; Fungi; Ascomycota; Dothideomycetes; Venturiales; Sympoventuriaceae
Exons: 4
Coding region: 321-695 (124 amino acids)
Biological process (GO): protein folding
Cellular component (GO): cytoplasm; prefoldin complex
Molecular function (GO): protein folding chaperone
Source: RefSeq, a predicted model, not a curated record
CUCUUCUCUUUCUGGCCUCUUGAGCUACGUUGGCAGCCCAUAGCCCUGUCGUGUUCCUCAGGCGCAGAGGUAGAGUUAUUCUACUCCGUCCUUGCACAAGCAGCUUUGGCUCUCCGUGUGGCCUCAGACUACUCCGGGCACGUGACGCGCGUGGCCACAUACCUUGAACUGUUGGCUAUUGCAGACCAGGAAAUCAAGCACAGAAGUGCACAGCUUCGGCGGUCAUCGUUUCAAGUCUUCUGAAGCGCCCCAAACUUGGAGAAUAAAGAACCCAAGUCGCGCCAAAACGCACGUCGAAUAAAAAUUCCAAGGCUUCAACAAUGUCGAUUUCAAACGACGCUCUACGCAAGGUGCUCCUGGAGAUCGAGCAGAAGUCGCAGUUCUCGACGCAGCAGAUGGCCAUCGUGAAGAGCCAGCUGGCAGCCAACGCCCGCGAGACUCGUAAGCUGGAGCUGACCGCGGACGAACUUGGCGCCCUUCCAAGGGAGACGCCCAUGUAUGAGGGCGUCGGUAAGAUGUUUGUGCAAGCAUCCUCGCAGGAGGUCAUGGACCGCCUGGCUGCUGAAACGCAGGCACACGUAAAGGAGAAAGAAAAUCUCGACAAGAAGCUGCACUACCUGGAGACCACCUACAAGAACAGCCGCGAGAACUUUGAGCAGAUACUGAAAAACGCCGGAGGCGGUGUCGCUGCGUGAGACCCACGUGCUCUUCUCUUUCUCUUCUGAUUUUUCUUCUCCCUUUGCUUUUUUGGACACAGUUUUGAUAGGACGACUAUAGUUAUUGUCUCAUGUUCUCUCAUAUUCACGCCAUAUGGUGACCAGCGAACGGCGUACAUGGAAAGGCCAAUUCAUGGAAUACAAAAUGCUCCUCCUCAACGAAAGCAAGUUAUCGAGAA